Messenger RNA from Drosophila takahashii, 1995 nucleotides. NCBI's taxonomy places the organism in Eukaryota, Metazoa, Arthropoda, Insecta, Diptera, Drosophilidae. The record is from RefSeq and is a predicted model, not a curated record.
AAUCACACAGAAGGCGAAGACUUUUUCGAGCACAAUUCAAAUCCGGUCCCCUUGGGAAGUGUUAACAUAUAUUGGCCAGCCGAAAAGUAGCAACCGAGCGGAAAUCAAGACGAACACAUAAAACGCCACACACCGAACACCGAAACAGACAGAAAAUCCGAAAGGAAAGGCGGAAAAAUCGAAGGAUAAGUGGGACAGUGAUUGGAUGAUAAGACAGGCCUUUUCCUCGGGUCCUGGGUAGAAAAUCGGAGGACACUGCGCCACCAUGUCCACCGCCUUCCUGACCUUAAUCGCCGUCAUCGUGUGCAUCCUUUUCCGCAUCCUCAAUGUCCACAGUCAGCCGCUGAAGCCGAGUGUUUGGUGCCUGGACGCCCAGUUCCUGGAUUGCCUCUACAAAAUAGCACCCGUGCUGAGGGAGCCUUACAUUCCUCCGCGUCUUUGGGGAUUUAGCGGUCAUGUGCAGACAGUUUUGCACAGCAUUGUGGGCAGAGUCCGUUGUCCUUGGCCUCUGGGACAGCGUUUGUAUUUGUCGCUUGAGGAUGGCUCCACUUUAACCUACGACCUGUACCAGCCACUCAACGAACAGGAGGAUGACAUCACGGUGGCCAUUUGCCCGGGCAUCGCCAACAGCUCGGAAUCGGUUUACAUUCGCACCUUUGUGCAUUUGGCCCAGUGCAACGGAUACCGCUGUGCGGUCCUAAAUCACAUUGGAGCCUUGCGCAGCGUCCAGGUGACCUCCACACGCAUUUUUACCUACGGCCACACGGAGGAUUUCGCCGCCAUGGUGGAGCAUUUGCACCAGAAGUACCGUCAAAGUCGAAUAGUGGCGGUUGGUUUCAGUCUGGGCGGUAAUUUGGUCACCAAGUACAUGGGCGAGGACCAAAAGACAAAGCCCGUCAGCGUUAUUGGGGGCAUAUCCAUUUGCCAAGGCUACAAUGCCGUCGAGGGCACCAAAUGGCUGCUCAACUGGCAGAACUUCCGGCGAUUCUACCUGUACAUCAUGACUGAGAACGUGAAGAGCAUUAUCCUGAGGCAUCGACAUGUCCUGCUAUCCGACGAGGUGAAGGCUCGGCAUAAUCUCAACGAGCGCGAGAUCAUCGCCGCUGCCACGCUACCCGAAUUGGAUGAGGCCUAUACGAGGCGCGUGUACAACUUCCCCUCCACCCAGGAACUGUACAAGUGGAGCUCGUCGCUGUUCUACUUCGAUACGAUUCAGAAGCCCAUGAUCUUCAUCAAUGCCAAGGAUGAUCCCUUGAUUCCAGAGGAUUUGCUGCAUCCCAUCAAGGAGUAUGCCAGUGAGUAGAUGAAUAAUUGAUUAGAUACUCGGUUGCUUAUCUUUCCAUUUGCUCUUUCAGCCACUAGACAAAACACUGCCUAUGUGGAGGUGGCCCAUGGCGGACACCUGGGCUUUUACGAGGGCGGUUUCCUAUACCCCAAUCCGGUGACUUGGCUGGAUCGCACCCUGGUGGCCAUGGUUGGAUCGCUGGUCAUGAUGCAAGACGUCGGCAAGGUGCCUUCUUAGGCCCGUGACGCUAAUCCCAAAAGGCACACACAACUAUCAAAAUUGGUUGUCGCUGACGGAUAUGAAUCUUUGAAGGAACAUCGCGGUACAGAGCCCGAAAGACCCCAUACAUAUAGUUCUAACAUAUAAUAUCGACGUGCAGCAAGUAAAAAUUAUCAGCCGCGCAAGCAGGAAAACAUAAAUUGAUGUAUACUUUUGCAAAGUGCAUUUAAAACAGAGAAAUUGCAGUUUUCGACAAACGUUUUUAUGCUUUUUUUAAUGAAUUUUCGAAGAGCCAAACAUACAAAAUGUAUCAGUUAAACUUGUACCUUAGUUAGUUAACGCGAACCACAUGAUUCCAUGUACUUAUGUCUAAGCAAAUUCCUAUUUAUUAGCAUUUUACUUUGUGAUCUAACAGGUUUUAAUUAUGUAUAUUUUUAUAUGUCAAAAAUGUACACCAGGCACCGCACACAAUAUACGCUAACUGACAGUAA